Messenger RNA from Nannospalax galili (Upper Galilee mountains blind mole rat), 4053 nucleotides. Its product is annotated as multidrug resistance-associated protein 4. Gene Ontology annotation, biological process: transmembrane transport. NCBI's taxonomy places the organism in Eukaryota, Metazoa, Chordata, Mammalia, Rodentia, Spalacidae. The record is from RefSeq and is a predicted model, not a curated record. Gene Ontology annotation, molecular function: ATP hydrolysis activity; ABC-type transporter activity; ATP binding. Gene Ontology annotation, cellular component: plasma membrane.
GCACUUCGUCUUAGUAACAUGGCCAUGGGGAAGACAACCACGGGCCAGAUAGUCAACCUGCUGUCCAAUGAUGUGAACAAGUUUGAUCAGGUGACAAUCUUCUUACACUUUCUGUGGGCAGGGCCACUGCAGGCCAUAGCAGUGACUGCUCUUCUCUGGAUGGAAAUAGGAAUCUCCUGCCUCUCGGGGAUGGCGGUUCUCGUUAUUCUUCUGCCUUUUCAGAGCUGUGUUGGGAAGUUGUUUUCAUCAUUAAGGAGUAAAACUGCAGCUUUCACGGAUGCCAGAAUCAGGACCAUGAAUGAAGUUAUAACUGGCAUAAGGAUAAUAAAAAUGUAUGCUUGGGAAAAGUCAUUUGCAGACCUCAUUACCAGUCUGAGAAAGAAGGAAAUUUCCAAGAUUCUGAGUAGCUCCUACCUCAGAGGGAUGAAUUUGGCAUCAUUUUUUGUUGCAAACAAAGUCAUCCUCUUUGUGACCUUCACCACCUAUGUGCUACUUGGCAACGUGAUCACAGCCAGACGUGUGUUUGUGGCAAUGACCCUGUAUGGAGCUGUUCGGUUGACAGUCACCCUCUUCUUCCCAGCAGCCAUUGAGAAAGUGUCAGAGGCCGUCGUCAGCAUUCAAAGAAUCAAGAACUUUCUGUUGCUUGAUGAGAUACCACAGCGCAAAGCCCAGGAGCCAUCAGAUGGUAAAACUAUAGUGCAUGUGCAAGAUUUUACUGCUUUCUGGGAUAAGACUUUAGACACCCCAACCCUGCAAGGCAUUUCAUUUACUGCCAGACCUGGAGAAUUGUUAGCUGUGGUCGGCCCAGUAGGAGCAGGCAAGUCUUCACUGUUGAGCGCGGUGCUGGGAGAGCUGCCCCCGACAAAUGGGCUAGUCAGUGUGCAUGGGAGAAUUGCCUAUGUUUCCCAGCAGCCCUGGGUGUUCUCAGGAACUGUGAGGAGCAAUAUUUUAUUUGGGAAGAAAUAUGAGAAGGAACGAUAUGAAAAAGUGAUAAAGGCCUGUGCUUUGAAAAAGGACUUACAGCUUUUGGAGGAUGGAGAUCUGACUGUGAUAGGAGAUCGGGGAGCCACACUGAGCGGAGGGCAGAAAGCACGGGUGAACCUGGCACGAGCUGUCUACCAAGAUGCCGACAUCUACCUCCUUGAUGAUCCGCUCAGUGCUGUUGAUGCAGAAGUAGGCAAGCACCUGUUCCAGCUGUGUAUUUGUCAAACCUUGCAUGAGAAGAUCACAAUUUUAGUGACUCAUCAAUUGCAGUAUCUAAAAGCUGCAAGCCAUAUCCUGAUAUUGAAAGACGGUGAAAUGGUACAGAAGGGAACUUAUACUGAGUUUCUAAAAUCUGGAGUCGAUUUUGGUUCCCUUUUAAAGAAGGAAAAUGAGGAAGCGGAACAGUCCCCAGCUCCAGGAACUCCUACGCUGAGGAAUCGUACCUUCUCAGAGUCCUCCAUCUGGUCCCAACAGUCAUCCAGACCCUCUUUGAAAGAUGGUGCUCCAGAGGGCCAGGAUACAGAGAAUAUACAGGUAACGCAAUCAGAGGAGAGCCGUUCUGAAGGAAAAGUUGGUUUCAAGGCCUACAAGAAUUACUUCACAGCUGGUGCAUCCUGGUUUAUCAUCAUUUUCCUCAUUCUGCUGAACAUGGCAGCUCAGGUUUUCUAUGUCCUUCAGGACUGGUGGCUUUCUUACUGGGCAAACAAACAAAGUGCUCUGAAUGGCACCGUAAAUGGGGAAGGAAAUGUAACUGAGACGCUAGAUCUUAACUGGUACCUAGGAAUUUAUGCAGGUUUAACUGUGGCUACUGUGCUUUUUGGAAUAGCAAGAUCUCUACUGGUAUUCUACGUCCUAGUGAAUGCUUCCCAAACUUUGCACAACAAAAUGUUUGAGUCAAUCCUGAAAGCUCCAGUGUUGUUCUUUGAUAGAAAUCCGAUAGGAAGAAUUUUAAAUCGUUUCUCCAAAGACAUCGGACAUAUGGAUGACUUGCUUCCCCUGACAUUUCUAGAUUUUAUCCAGACGCUGCUACUGGUGAUCAGUGUGAUAGCUAUAGCGGCCGCAGUGAUUCCUUGGAUUGCAAUACCCCUGGUUCCACUUGCCAUCAUUUUCUUGUUUCUUCGGCGAUAUUUCUUAGAAACAUCAAGGGAUGUCAAACGUCUGGAGUCUUCAACACGGAGCCCCGUAUUUUCCCACUUAUCAUCUUCCCUCCAGGGACUCUGGACCAUCCGGGCGUAUAAAGCUGAAGAAAGGUGUCAGGAACUGUUUGAUGCCCACCAGGACUUACAUUCAGAGGCUUGGUUCUUGUUUUUGACGACGUCGAGGUGGUUUGCCGUGCGCCUGGAUGCCAUCUGUGCCAUUUUUGUCAUUGUUGUUGCCUUUGGGUCCCUGAUUCUAGCAAAAACUUUGGAUGCUGGGCAGGUUGGCUUGGCCUUGUCCUACGCCCUUACCCUCAUGGGGAUGUUCCAGUGGUCUGUGAGACAAAGUGCCGAAGUGGAGAAUAUGAUGAUUUCUGUGGAGAGGGUGAUCGAAUACACAGACCUCGAAAAAGAAGCACCUUGGGAGUACCAGAAACGCCCACCCCCAGGCUGGCCCCACGAAGGAGUGAUUGUCUUCGAUAACGUAAACUUCACCUACAGCUUAGAUGGGCCUCUGGUGCUGAAGCACCUGACGGCACUCAUCAAAUCCAGAGAAAAGGUUGGAAUUGUGGGAAGGACGGGAGCUGGAAAAAGUUCCCUCAUCUCAGCCCUUUUCAGAUUGUCAGAACCUGAAGGUAAAAUUUGGAUUGAUAAGAUCUUGACAAGUGAAAUUGGACUCCACGAUUUAAGGAAGAAAAUGUCAAUCAUACCUCAGGAACCUGUUCUGUUCACUGGAACAAUGAGGAAAAACCUGGAUCCCUUUAAUGAGCACACGGAUGAGGAACUCUGGAAUGCCUUAGAAGAGGUACAACUUAAAGAUGCCAUCGAAGAUCUUCCUGGUAAAAUGGAUACUGAAUUAGCAGAAUCUGGAUCCAAUUUCAGUGUUGGACAGAGACAGUUAGUGUGCCUUGCCAGGGCGAUUCUCAAGAAAAAUCGGAUAUUGAUCAUUGAUGAAGCAACAGCAAAUGUGGAUCCAAGAACUGAUGAAUUAAUACAACAGAAAAUUCGGGAGAAGUUUGCCCAGUGCACGGUACUGACCAUCGCUCACAGGCUGAACACCAUCAUUGACAGCGACAAGAUACUGGUUUUGGAUUCAGGAAGACUAAAAGAAUAUGAUGAGCCAUACGUUUUGCUGCAAAAUACAGAGAGCUUCUUUUAUAAGAUGGUACAGCAGCUGGGCAAGGGAGAAGCCGCUGCCCUCACAGAAACAGCAAAACAGGUAUAUUUCAAAAGGAAUUAUCCAGAUAUUGCAUUCACCAGCCCUGUGGUUAUGAAUGCCUCCAACAGACAGCCCUCAGCCUUAACCAUUUUUGAAACAGCAUUGUGACUCUAUCAAGAUGUUGGGUCUGUUCCAAGGGCAUUUCCCAUGAUUUUUGCACUGUAUGUAAACUACAUUGUACUUGGUUUUCACUGAAGCAACAGACAUUUUCAAACACAAGAUGUUAGUUUCCAACUCUAUUCAGGGAUUCCAAGUUCAAACAAAAUGGCUUGUCAUUUUCAUUUAAAUAUUACAGCUUUUCUUUAAAAAUCGAAAUCAAUGGUGCAGGCCACCAACAAAAGCUAUCUAUCAGGUUUUGUGCCUUAACAGACUCCAGAGCCAAAGCCUACUCAUUUUGUGAGGAACAGAAGAAAGCUGUCACGGAUUUUUGUUUUGUCCUUGUUUUGUCCUUUAAAAGUACAUAUUACUUUCCAGUUACAUCAGGGAUUCUAUUUACUUGAAGAUCAUGUGAAGCUGCCACUUUGUCUCACCAUUUUCAUUAAAACUAGGACCCAUUAUUUCCCCCAAAAUACCUUGGGUUAAAAUAGUACAGGUUGGGGCUGGAGAUAUGGCUCAGCGGUUAAAAGCAUUGCCUGCUCUUGCAGAGGACCAGGGUUUGAUUCCCAGCACCCACAUGGCAGCUUCUAACCAUCCUUAACUCCAGUUCUAGGGGAA